AUGAAGAAAUCAAGAGGUUCCAAGAUGCCGAAAGGAAAGAAAUCAUCCCGUCAGCCACCACGACGAGGAACCCCUGCCAUCAGCAAAGAUUCUCCACUCGAUCAGCCACAACACUCGGAGGAUAUAGUCAUGGAUCCAGUACCAAUCACGCAGAUACCUUUCGAAGACAUCUACUCUCAACCAGGUAACUCAUCUCCCCCUCUCGAAUCACCCCUAGAUGAUAACCCACUUGCAGAAUCAAACCCGAUUGCAGAAACAGAACCGACUGGUUCAGAGGGUAUAUUUGGGGAAUUGAUAGUUGACCUAGACAAAAUCAUACACCAACAAAGUGAAAACUUAGUGCCACAAGAAAAACUCCCUACAAAUGAGGAAGAAAUUAGGGAAUCAGAAUCUAACCCAGAAAUUAGGGUUACAAAUUCAGACACAGUUGACAGCUUUGAAAAAGAGCUAGACAAUAUCUCUACUGAAUUAAGAGUAGAAGGCCACGAAAUAAGCCCAAAUGAAACUAAUCCUGAUGAAAUCCUAAGAAAAAGAAGAAGAGUGGAUCCGUAUGAAGGAGCUGACCCCAGAGCUAAAAGACCAUGUGAUUUUCCAAUCUCUGUGGGGCCUCCAAGAAGGACACCUAACAUCCCACCUCCAAGGAUGACUAGGACUGCUAAAAGAAAACAAAAAGAAGUUGAUGAUGACUGGGAAAAUAGUAAAGAAUGCCAGAAUGAAAGGUCCAAAAAGCCCCAGGUAAAUGUCUCAAAGAAUCAGGGCAAAUCACGAAGGGAGUUCACAUCAAAGGAAAAGGGAAAACAAACAGCAGAAAUAGAUGUUGAAACCACACUUCCAACACCCGAUCUGCCACAACCUCUCAACAACCAGUUCCAGGAUAAAGCUUCAAGCAAUCUGUGGCACAAAACCUCACAACGAAAAAUCAUCCCUCAAAAGCUGGUCAAUCUGGAGAACCUUAAAGAUGGAGAACACAUCAUAGAACUCCUAGCUCAAGGAAAGUUGCUUGACAUAGUCACAAAGAUUGAACCAUUUGAAGAAAAAAUGAUUCAUGAAUUUUAUAGCAAUCUCAAAAAGGAAUCAUCAGUCCCAUCAAAUCCUUUGUAUGGAAAAAUUUACCUAAGAAGAAAUUACUAUGACUUUUCCCCAGAUGUUAUAAACACCUGCUACAACACCUAUGAACAAGAUGAUCAAUUCGAUCAUAAUGUGGACAUCAUAGCCCAGGAGAUCACAGCAGGAAAUGUAGUCCUUGAAAAGAAGAAGAUCAAAGCUGCCUCCCUGACAAGCAAAUAUGCAAUCAUACAGAAAAUAGCUCUGGCAAACUGGAUGCCUUCCUUACAUGAGAACACUGUGAAAUGGAGCUUGGCAGAAUUAUUAUACAAAGUUGGGAAAAAGAUCAAAAUCAGCUAUGGAGAACUGGUACAUCAACAAAUCAUGAAUCUAGCUGAAAUCAAAUCUCCCAAAGCCUCUCUAAUCUUUCCAAACCUAAUCCAAACCAUCCUCACCAAACAAGGACUGAAGACUACCAAGAAGAAUCUCCAACAGAUCAAAACCCUGAAUGUGUCUGUUAAACUGAAAAAGGGAUUUCAUCAAAAUGACCUGAAAAUCACAAGUCCAGAAGAUGACCCCAUGAACACUGAUAUGCUUCAAAAAUACUUCCAGAAAAGACUCAAUGAGCUUAAUACAUCUGAAAGGUACAUAAAGCAGAGACAGUUGGAAAUCCAAGAAGAGAAAGUUGAAGUACUCAAAUGGCUUACAGCCUUAGGAGCAAACAAUAAAGAAGAGCCUGAUAAGGAAGCUGAAAAAUCCCAAGAAGUAAAUGCUGAUGAAGAAGAAUCUGAAGGAGAGACUGAAAAGUCCCAAGAAGAUGAUGCAGAAAAUCAAGAAGGAAGCCAAGAAGAAGAACAGGCUGUUGGAACCCCAGAAGCAACAUCCUCUGACUCAGACUGA
Molecule: messenger RNA, 1944 nt
Organism: Ipomoea nil (Japanese morning glory)
Lineage: Eukaryota; Viridiplantae; Streptophyta; Magnoliopsida; Solanales; Convolvulaceae
Exons: 1
Coding region: 1-1944 (647 amino acids)
Source: RefSeq, a predicted model, not a curated record